Sceloporus undulatus (fence lizard) is the source of this 2910-nucleotide messenger RNA. RefSeq names its product fucose-1-phosphate guanylyltransferase (gene FPGT). The record is from RefSeq and is a predicted model, not a curated record. Gene Ontology annotation, molecular function: transferase activity, transferring phosphorus-containing groups. The annotation marks the transcript as partial. The transcript is spliced from 3 exons. Lineage: Eukaryota; Metazoa; Chordata; Lepidosauria; Squamata; Phrynosomatidae.
AAUGUCUUAUUCUCAACAGGUAGAACUGUACAGACUGGAGAAUUCUGGGAUACCAUUGUAAUCACAGCAGUUGACAAAAAGCAAGAAAUAGCUUACCAACAACAGCUGUCAGCAAAACUGAAAAGAAAGGAGCUCCCUCUUGGUGUUGAUUAUCAUGUUUUUGUUGAUCCUCCUGGACCAAAAAUUGGAAACGGUGGAUCAACACUUCAUGUCCUUCAGUGCUUAGAAGAGCAUUAUGGUGAUAAAUGGGAUUCUCUUACUGUCUUGUUAAUUCAUUCUGGUGGAUAUAGUCAACGUUUACCAAAUGCAAGUGCUCUGGGAAAAAUUUUCACAGCUUUGCCUUUUGGAGAUCCAGUUUAUCAAAUGCUGGAUUUAAAACUGGCAAUGUACAUUGAUUUUCCUAUUCAUAUGAGUCCAGGUGUUUUGAUUACUUGUGCAGAUGAUAUUGAGCUCUAUAACAUCGAAGCAACUGAAUUCAUAAGGUUUGAUCGGCCUGGAUUUACUGCAUUAGCUCAUCCUUCCACCUUGACUAUUGGUAUGUCUCAUGGUGUGUUUGUUUUGGAGCCACCAUUACAAGUGACAGAAAAAAGAGACCUUGAAUACAGAUUUUGUCACCGUUUCCUGCAUAAGCCUAGCAUUGAAAGUAUGUACCAGUUGGGAGCAGUGUAUAAAAGGCAUAAUUGUCAGACAAAUGAACUUCCUAGAGACCUGGAAAGUUCAACUGUGGACCCUGAAUAUGUGUAUACAGAUAGCUUAUUUUACAUUGAUCACAGCACUGCAAAACUACUGCUAGGAUUUUAUAAGCAGUUGGGCAUGCUUUGUUGUGAAGUAGAUGCAUAUGGUGACUUUCUCCAAGCAAUAGGGUCUGGAGCAACACAAGGUUAUGCAGAAAAUGUCACAAAAGAAGAUUCAGGUCUAAUGGAAAUAAGGGAGAAGUUAUUUGCUCUUCUCAAAGGAUUGCCUUUCAAUGUUAUACUUUUAAAUAACUCCAAAUUCUAUCACAUUGGGACUAUUCAAGAGUGUUUGUUUCAUUUCACCUCUGAUAGAAAACUGAGACUGGAAAUGGGUUUGCUGCCAGCUGUUUUUAGCAUCUGUCCAAACGGCAUAGAAGAUUUAGGGAAAUCACCUUGCAUCAUUCACAGUUUAUUGAAUUUACAGUGUUCUGUUGCACCUGGUUCAGUAGUUGAAUAUUCUAGACUUGGACCUGAGGUGUCAAUAGGAACUAACUGUAUUAUCAGUGGCUGCUCUAUUGACACAAAAGCAGACAUACCACCAAAUACUUUCCUGACAACACUAAGCAUGAGGAUUGAUGGAGAAUUAAUGUAUGUGAGCAUGGUGUUUGGGAUAGAAGAUAAUUUGAAAAAGAAUGUGACAGACCUGACAGAUACACAGUUGCUAAGCUUUUUUGGAAUCAGCCUUGUACAGUUCUUGGAGCUCUGGGGCCUGAGUGUUUCAGGUGAGCUCUUUUCUGGUGACAAGACACAUCUGAGUUUAUGGACAGUUCGGAUUUUCCCAGUUUGCUCCACUUUAAGUGAUUCAGUGAAAGUGUCAUUAGGGAUUUUAAAUUCAGUGCAGAACAAGUCACCUUUUAAACUGAAUGGUUUUAAGCUCUUGUCUGUUGAAGAAAUGCUUCAGUACAAAGAUGUAGAAGACAUGUUGAAGUUCCGGCAACAACUGUAUGAAGAAAUCAGUCUACAGAAACAAAAAGAGAAAUCUGAUUUAUAAAAUAUAUGAAAGUGGUAUAUUUCCCUCAUUCCUUAAUUUGAAGACGAUUGAUUGCUUUCAAGCUUGCAAAACCCCAGCAGCAAGCACUACACACACAUUUUCUGUGUUUUUCAUUGAAGUGGAAAUAAUGAAACUGCAUUAACUGUGUUAUUGUAGCAUAACAUUAAUAAUGCAAAAAAUGCAGAUAAACUAUUCUUUUGAUGAAAAAAUUAAUGAAAUAUUUCAAAUCUAUGAAAACACAAAAGAGGCAAAUUUUCAUAGCUACCCAUUAUUAUUAUGUUUCCAUUUUUUAUUAAUUCAAGUGUGGAAUAGAACUUGUUAAUUAGAAAUUUGAUUGAAACCCUCUUAAAACUUUUUCAAAGAAUAAUGUUACCUCUAGCAAAAUUUUUCACUUUCCAGGUUUGUUUGUUGCAGGUGGGCAAAAUGCUUGUGCAUUUUAACAUGUCUAUUUAAAGCUUUGCUGAAUAUUGAGACAUCAGCAUGAAAGUUAGCGUGCAUGUUUCCAUCACCUUUCUACAUUUCUUAUGGAAAUUGCAGCUCCAUCCUCAUGCCUGUUUUUAAGGCAAAUAUGGCAGAGUCCAGAAAAAACAAAUUGUAAGGAAUUGUACCAUUAAAGCAAGACUUCCCAAACACUGUACUUCUCAAUUUGGAAUGAUAAAGUUUAAUUUCAAAUCUUUUUUAGUAAUUUCCAAAUCGCCAGUUUAAGGAUAUCCUGUCGUAAUUUUGAGUUUCUGACCAUUUCUGUGUUUGAGUUACUUAGCUGCUCUGUCAAAUUGUAUGUAUAGAUAUGGAUGUUAAUUGUCACUUGAUCAUUUGUCUGUCCUUUUAUUGACUGAUUAAUAGAAGUUAAAUAUCUUGUAAGCCCCAGGUGAGGAAAUUGUGCUGUGUAGUCAUAAACAUGUUUAUUCAGGAAUAAAGUCUUCUGAGCUCAAUGGGAUUUACUCUGUGGUAACUAGGUACAGUAUAAGGUUUUUGACUUACAGAACAAUCCUUAACUUUCAUGUUUAAGAUUACAUAUUUAUUUAUGGCACUCUUUAACAGAUUUCAAUUUUAGUUGACUUUUUUCUAUUUUAAUACUUGCAAUACUGCUAUUUUAUAAUUUGUUUUGUAUGACAUUAAUUUGAUUUAUUAUAUUUCUUUAAAAAUGUUUUUGUAAGAUGCUUUGAAGUAAAAGGUGGAGUAUAA